UUAAUGUUCCGCUCCACACACAACGAGCAUACACACCUACACAUUAGUCUUCAGAAGCAGACAUCUACACAGAACCCAAAUUUAGGCUGCAUUUUCUGUUGAACGAUGACUUCCAGCAGAAGUCCGGCAGGCGACUGUGGAGGAUGCCAUCACCAGUCGGAUCUUCCUCGGGGCAAGAGAAAAAUCUCGCGAAGAGAACGGAGGCGUCACUUGGCCGUGCUCUUCUUACUCAUUAUGGCAUUCAUUGCCGCCACGGAUGGACAAACAACUGCAGCUGCAGGUGGAGACGGAGAAGGAGGCGAAGGCGAAGGCGGAGAUGGUUUGCCAAAUAUGGGGGUUCCGCCGGAUUUUUGGCGCACGGGCUACGAGGGACACGGUACGACGCACGAGCAGGUCGGACAGGUGCACUUUCCUAAGCCUAUCUACACCAAAUUCAAUGGGUUCUUUAACUAUUCCCGGGACUUGUCAUCGACCACAAAAGCUGUUAAUCCCAUUUACAAUUUUACACACUUUAUCUUUGGCACGGUGAUGACCGACGAACCAGCUCUCCCCCCCGGCUACAUCAUGGUGCAGCAGGAGAAGGUCCUGGUACUUGGCAAGAAUGUGGAGAGGAACGAGUGGUCCCUGCUGAUGAGUCGGUACUGGCUGGUGCUUUUCUUUGUGAUAUUCCUUUUGGCCGCGAUCAUUGUCAUACCAUUCAUUGCUGUUUGCUACUGCUGCUUCUGCUGCUGUCUACGGUGCAAGCAGGGCUGUAUCAGGUGCAUGGCGGCCACGGACCGCAGGCGGCGCAUGUGCUGCGGCAUAUGCCUCUUCCUGCUGAUCAUUGGCUUGAUAUUUGGCCUUCUCAUUGCGUUUGUGACGAACAAGUUCUUGCAUCGCGGAUUGCAGGAGUCCAUGGUGACAAUGCGACGUAGCAGCGAGGACACUUGUACAUUUUUGAGGAAUGUCGCUGACCACAUCCACCAUCUGUUAGUGUUCAACUUUCAGGAGCUGGAGAUGCACCUCAUCGAACAGAUAAACGACGCGCAUAAUCACAUCUUCCUGGACCUGGCGGAUGCCUCCGAUAGCAAUGCUUUGAUUGAACUAGAGCGAAUACUGGACAGUAUGCCUCUGGCUCACCCCAAGAUGAAGCAAUUGGAAUAUCUGGAGAAGGAGUUACGCUUCUAUAUGUCCAACCUGAGAGACUCAAUACGAGGCCUCAAAAGAGAUAUGACCUACACGGUAACCCAUUACUGCGGCAAUACCAAGGAGCGUUGUUACAAAACCAUGGCGGAAAAAAGCGUUUUGUAUAUGGAUACGUCAACGUGCCUGCACUUGGACGAGCUUCCAAAUACCACAGUCUAUGUGGAAGCCGUGGAGAUGAUUAUUAAGAAGAGAUACAACCUAAUACCGAAGUUGGCCUUGGUCCGAUUCAAUAAAGUUCGAGAAAAGAUCAAGGAGCAGAUGGAACUCGUUGGUCCGCCGCUUAAGCGAACUAUCGCCACAGGUCACUCGAUCUUCGAUGAUCGCGCCUUAAAAAUACGCAACAUGAUUGAUGCAAUAAUCAGCGAUAUUCACUUGAACACCAUGCGAUCCACAAAGACAUUCGACGACGUCUAUGAAAAGUUUGGAACGGACCGAAGGACUAUUAAUAUCAUAUGUAUCACAUUAAUCUUCAUAAUAAUAGUUUUCCUGUUUACGUCCUUGGUAUGCGGCGUCGGCGGUUAUAGUCGGACUCAUCCUGGACCAAGUGGAUUUUGCAGCAAGGGCAUGGCCGCCUCAUGCCUGCUGAUAGCUAUAAUCCUGAUAUUUUGUGUGUUCUCGUUCAUCACGAUGGUCGGAGUGUUCUACUUCAUGAUCGGGCUGGUUACUUACGAGGGGGCCUGUGCACCGACAACACAAGAUGAGAAGUAUGAACUUUUCCGCCAAUUGGAUGCCGUCAUCGAUAUGAAUCGCUACCUAAGGCCAACGAAUCCGGGCGAUGAGUGGGUGAUGCCACCACUUCAUAUGUCAGAGGCAGUCAGGUCCUGCCGUGCAAAUGAGUCCAUAUUCCAGCUGCUGCGUACGAAUAAUAUCUACGACAUAAACGACUUGGCCAACAUCAUUCUGCUGCCCGAUAUCCCAGAAGAAGCACCCGUCUUCACCGAGGAUUUGACGAAGCUUGAAAUUUUGACGGAAAGCGAAAAGAUCCUACUUAAUAAGGUGCGCAACAGCAACCUCUCGACCUAUCACAGCAUGCUAUACGAUCAGAACCUUUGCUUGAAACUAUCGAACAACGAUUUGGAGGUCUUGGCCAAUGUGUUAUUGGAAGACUUGGCAACGGAUGAAGCAGUCCUAAAAAUAGAUGGUCGAGUUCACAGUAUUCUGCACAAAUACAGUGCAUUGGCCUACCACAAAACCUUCUAUCUGCCAGUGCAACGUGGCAUAAAGAAGGCUCUGAAAGUUGUGAAGGAGAUCGAUACACUCAUUCUUUACCUGAACCAUGACUUUGGCAACUCCAUUGAAAUACUGCUCACGGCGGUAAUUAACGCCGAGAAUUUUGUCAGAAAGCGCGGCGCGGAGUACGUCAACAAUCUGGGCUAUAAUCUCACCAGUGCCAUCAACGAACAGGUGGAGGAGUACAUCAAUAUGGUGAUUACGGAGGCAAACAAUAAAGUGGGCCUGUGUCAGCCCCUCGCCUACAUUUACUAUGAAGGCGUUUACUUCGUUUGUUCCCGUCUAGUGGAUCCCAUAAACGGAUUCUGGUUGGGUUUGCUUCUCUGCUCCAUACUCCUCCUGCCUACACUCGUUGUAUGCCAUCGUCUGAUGUGUUUGUACCUCAAAAUCUAUCCGGCUCCUACGGUCGCUGCUGUAGGUUCCGUCACGGGAAGGUGUCCUACUUGCACAGGUGACCCGUACGUGCCAAUCAUACCGCCUAAGUGCGGCAACAAGCACGAUCCGGAUUGCCGGUGCGCGCCGUGUAGAGGUAUAAAGCAUAAGGCCCCCACGGAAUCCUGCGGCCGCGACCACGAUCCGGCUUGCCAGUGUCCGAUUUGUAAAGGGGCCAAAAAGUCAAAGCGCGGCAGGGGCAGGGGGGGCGCUGCUCCAGAGCAGACUGCACCAAUGCCCGGACCAGUCGCUGAGAUGAUGGUUAUAAGCGAGGCACCGGCCCCGAGCAAGCAUAAGAAGGAUUAG
Drosophila persimilis is the source of this 3153-nucleotide messenger RNA. RefSeq names its product prominin-like protein. The record is from RefSeq and is a predicted model, not a curated record. Lineage: Eukaryota; Metazoa; Arthropoda; Insecta; Diptera; Drosophilidae. Gene Ontology annotation, cellular component: membrane. The transcript has 11 exons. Bases 106 to 3153 code for a protein of 1015 amino acids.